This is a messenger RNA of Castor canadensis (American beaver), 1347 nucleotides long. RefSeq names its product growth differentiation factor 7 (gene Gdf7). Gene Ontology annotation, cellular component: extracellular region. NCBI's taxonomy places the organism in Eukaryota, Metazoa, Chordata, Mammalia, Rodentia, Castoridae. Gene Ontology annotation, biological process: BMP signaling pathway. The record is from RefSeq and is a predicted model, not a curated record. Gene Ontology annotation, molecular function: cytokine activity; growth factor activity.
AUGGACCUGAGCGCCGCCGCUGCGCUGUGUCUCUGGCUGCUGAGCGCUUGCCGCCCCCGCGACGGGCUGGAAGCUGCUGCAGUGCUGCGAGCAGCGGGGGCAGGGCCGGCCUGGGGCCCGGGCAGCGGCGGCAGCGGCAGCGGCAGUGGCGGGCAGACCCUCGCCCCGGCUGCGGGCGCCUCAGCUGUCCAGGCCGCCGCGGCUCCCGGGGCCCGUACUGUGCGCCGCGCCGCGGGCCCCGGCUUCAGGAACGGCUCCGUGGUACCGCACCACUUCAUGAUGUCGCUUUAUCGGAGUCUGGCUGGGAGGGCUCCAGCUGAGGCAUCCUCCUGGAGCCACGGCCGCGCGGACACAAUCACCGGCUUCGUUGACCAGGCGACCCAAGACGAAUCGGCGGCCGAGACCAGCCAGAGCUUCAUAUUCGACGUGUCCAGUCUUCCCGAUGCCGACGAGGUAGUGGGCGCUGAGCUGCGCGUGCUGCGCCACGAAUCUCAGGAGCCAGGCUUUGGCAUUGCGACUCCCCCACCGCUGCUGUUGCUGUCCACGUGCCCGGGUGCAGCCCGCACGCCGCGCCUGCUGCAGUCGCAGGCCGCGGAGCCCCUGGACGGCGCGCGCUGGGAAGUGUUCGACGUGGCGGACGCCUUGCAGAGCCACCGCCAGGAGCCGCGCGCCAGCGCGUUCUGCGUCCUGCUGCACGCAGCGGUGGGCCCCGCAAGGAGCCCGCUGGCACUGCGGCUGCUGGGUUUCGGCUGGCGGGGCGGAGGUACCGUGGCAGCGGCAGAGGAGCGCGCGCUGCUGGUCGUCUCCUCCCGCACGCAGAGGAAGGACAGCCUGUUCCGGGAGAUACGUGCCCAGGCCCGCGCACUCCGGGCCGCUCUAGCUGCAGAACCUCCACCCGACCCGGGACCCGGCACUGGGUCGCCAAAGGCAAUGAUUGGCGGCCGCAGGCGGCGGCGGACAGCGCUGGUCGGUACUCGGACAGCGCAGGGCAGCGGCGGGGGUGCGGGCCGGGGCCACGGGCGCCGGGGUCGGAGCCGCUGUAGCCGGAAACCGCUCCAUGUGGACUUCAAGGAAUUGGGUUGGGACGACUGGAUCAUCGCGCCGCUGGACUACGAGGCGUACCACUGCGAGGGCGUUUGUGACUUCCCGCUGCGCUCGCAUCUUGAGCCCACCAACCAUGCCAUCAUUCAGACUCUGCUCAACUCCAUGGCGCCCGAUGCCGCGCCAGCCUCCUGUUGCGUGCCUGCUCGCCUCAGCCCCAUCAGCAUCCUGUACAUUGAUGCCGCCAACAACGUGGUUUACAAGCAGUACGAGGACAUGGUGGUGGAGGCUUGCGGCUGCAGGUAG